CAAAUGGCAAAUAGCUUUUGUUGUGAUACAUUUUGUUAGAUUCCCAACGAUGUCUGCUUUUACUAAAGCAAAGAAAGCUUUCCARAAGAACCAUAAAGAAAGAGGGCAGCUCAAAAGUCGAAAUCAUCUUGGACUGCUAGAAAAACACAAAGAUUAUGUCUUGCGUGCAAGGGAUUAUCACAGCAAACAAUCAAGACUCAAGAAACUUAGAGAAAAGGCCCUCAACAAGAAUCCAGAUGAAUUCUACUUCAAAAUGAUCAGUACUAAAACUCAGGAUGGUGUCCAUCAAACGACAACAGGGAAAAAACAUACUCAUGAACAAAUGAAAAUGAUGAAAUCACAAGACUUGAACUAUGUCAAUAUGAAGAGAAAUACUGAAGCAAAGAAAAUUGAAAAAUUACAGUCAAGUCUGCAUCUUCUUGAGGAUGGUGAUGAAAGCACACAAAAGAAUCAACAUAUCAUAUUUGUCGACAGCAAAAAAGAAGCUAGAAACUUUGAUGCAGCCAAGCACUUCAACACGUUACCAGAACUUGUUUCUCGCACUUACAASAGACCUAACCUUGAAUCUUUGAAAAAUGAGCCAAUUUUGUCGGCAACAGAUACACGGUCAUUAAAGAAACUAAGCAAGCAAAGAGAUCAAAAAUAUCAAGAGCUUCAACAGAGAAUAGAAAGAAAAGAGAAAAUAACCAAGAUGGCUGCAAAGAUUGAAUUGCAGAAAAAUCUAAUGGGAAAGGGCAAAAAGAAGAAAAUCUGUCAAGAAACAGAAGACAAGCCUGCUGUUUUCAAAUGGAGGAAAGAAAGAAAAAAAUAAUUUUUUAUCCUUUUCAAUUAAAUAUUAUUUUGUGGUCUUCCUGUGGUAGUUAUUGUGAAGAGGACUUGUAAGUAGUCUUCAAAUAAUCUUCCCAAUAACAUGUAAACAAAUUAUAUCAAAAUUAAAGAAACAUUAUUUAUU
This is a messenger RNA of Exaiptasia diaphana, 952 nucleotides long. RefSeq names its product probable U3 small nucleolar RNA-associated protein 11. Gene Ontology annotation, biological process: rRNA processing. Lineage: Eukaryota; Metazoa; Cnidaria; Anthozoa; Actiniaria; Aiptasiidae. Gene Ontology annotation, cellular component: small-subunit processome; nucleolus. The record is from RefSeq and is a predicted model, not a curated record. The coding region runs from base 50 to 811 and encodes 253 amino acids. The transcript is spliced from 9 exons.